UCAUGUUAUUGGACCAAAGACUGCUCUGUUUCUCUGGGAUUGGACCAUUGCCUUGUCCAUCGGUUUGAUUGUUAGCAUUGUAGCUGGAAACUUAAUGUUAAAGACAAACUCAUAUUAUUGCAACGUUUUAUAGAAGGAGCAAGCUCUAAAUGGCAGAUUAAUAAUGGAAAGGACAGCGAAUUGUAUUUCUACUUCUACAGACGAUGAGGACGACGUAGUUGAUGAUGAAAUAUGGUGUUUACAACGAAUCGGGAAAGAAACAGAUUGGCUCCGUUUAUUCGAAAAUGCAGAGGUUACAAUCGGACGCGGCAUGGAUGUUACACAUCGGUUAUUAUCCGUGACCUGCCCUCUCAUGAUAUCUAGGAAGCACUGUAUUUUCAAACAAACCGCCAGUGGUCAAUGGACAGUAUCUGACAAUAUGAGUGUGAAUGGUGUGUGGGUGAACAAGGAGCGAAUACCUGUUGGGGUACCUCAUGUUUUGGAGGAGGGGAACACCAUUUGGAUCGGGGUGCCCUUGAAUGAAGCCCCAGUGGAGUAUGAAUACACGCUGGUUCGCCGACGCCUGCACGAGGUGGAAGGCUCCCUGGCCAAGCCGCUCUGCCCCGGCAUGUACUCUUACAAGUUUAUCAAGCACAAGAUGGCCAAACGGAAACGUCCAGUGGAUGAGGCCGAGGUGCGUACCUCGCCCAGCUCCAAAUCGAAGUUGCAACGCUGCUGCACUCCAGACCACUCCCCUACCCCGCGCUCCCCUUUAAAGCCCCCAUGCCCUGAGAGGACUCCCUGCCCCACUGGGGCUUCUCCGGAGGCUGGGCCCAGCGAGGUUGCCCCCGCUCAGGGCAAGACGCCUACAGGGGGCGGCCUGAAUGCUCCAGAGGUGGGCGGCCAUGGGCUGGAGAGCGUGCGGCACUACGGCCAGAACAUGCAGGCGCUGAAGGAGCAGGUGGAGGACACGCAGAAGCAGGUUGACGUGCUGGAGGGCCAGCUGCAGCAGGACGCCCAGAGGGAGCAGGAGGUGAGCGGCCUGCGGGCCCAGCUGGAGAUGCUGCAAGGCCAGCUGCGCAGUCAGCAGAAGCAGGCCCUCAGCCGGAUGAAGAGCCUGGAGAAGACCUACUGUGAUGAAGAGAGGAGACUGGAGAUGGAGAAAGCUCAACAGAAGGAAGAGGGAUUGAGGAAGCAACUGGAGCAGGCUUUACAAGAACACAGACAAGUGAUUGCAGAACUGAAAAACUCUUGCCAAGGUUUCGAAGAGAUUCUCCAGGCCAAAGACAAAGAGCUAGAGGAAGAGAAGGAGAAGGCCAAGGCUCAGAAGGAGGAGGUGGUGACGCAGAUGACCGAGGUGCUCGAGAGCGAACUGCAGUGCAUCAUCUGCUCCGAGCUCUUCAUUGAGGCGGUGACCCUGAACUGCGCCCACAGUUUCUGCCUGCACUGCAUCCGGGCGUGGCGGCAGCGCAAGGACGAGUGUCCCAUCUGCCGGCAGGCCAUUAGCUCCGAGGCGCGGUCCCUCGUGCUGGACAACUGCAUUGACCGCAUGGUGGAGCAGCUGAGCGCCGACAUGAAGCAGCGACGCCUUGACCUCAUCGCCCAGAGGAAAGGUCAGACUCCAGCAACUCCUCCUCGGCGGUCAAAGAAACGCGACAGCCACGGCCUCAGCAGCGACGAUCCCGACAGCGGCGACGAUAGCAGCAUCAGCAGCAUCAACAGCGGCUCCCUCAACAGCGGCUCCAUCUACCCCUUCUUCGGUGCAGAGGACAGCUGGGACAGCAGCUUGUCCUCUUCAUCGCCCUCCUCGGGCCUGAGCCAGGACAGUUCCUCCUUCUCCUCAGACGAGGAGGAGGAAGACCACAGGGAUUCCUUUUAACCCUUAACUUCCACCACUGUGGACUUGACUUUACCUCAUGUUUUUUUUUGUUUUAUGUUUUUUUCUGUCUCAACAAUUUGUGUCUGUGAGGACAAAUGCUAACUGAAGCUGAAGACAAGCCUCAUUGGGGAAGAAAAUGCACGCAUUCACAUAUCUACCACCAAUUUGAAGUCUGUCUGUGUUAGUUUGGCAAAGAUUUUAUCUGGGUGUAUGUGUUCACUUCAAAUUUGGUUUUGUGUUGGCCCAAUAAAGCUACUUGUUAUUUAUGCAGCUA
Clupea harengus (Atlantic herring) is the source of this 2132-nucleotide messenger RNA. RefSeq names its product ring finger protein 8, E3 ubiquitin protein ligase (gene rnf8). Lineage: Eukaryota; Metazoa; Chordata; Actinopteri; Clupeiformes; Clupeidae. Gene Ontology annotation, cellular component: ubiquitin ligase complex; nucleus; cytosol. The record is from RefSeq and is a predicted model, not a curated record. Gene Ontology annotation, molecular function: histone binding; ubiquitin protein ligase activity. Gene Ontology annotation, biological process: protein K48-linked ubiquitination; double-strand break repair; ubiquitin-dependent protein catabolic process.